AUGGAGGAACUGGUCACUAUCGAUAGAUUGGAAGAUCAAUUGAUAGAUCAUCCUGAUGCUUCUACCAAGCAAGACUUGAGUGGGUCAUCUUUAGAUGAAACAUUUCAGAAAAAAUUGAAUGAAAGAGCGGAGCAAUUAUCCAAACAGUCAGAGUUUCAAAUUCUUCAGGUAAAACCUGAAUUGAUCUAUAAUUAUGAAGAUUACGGUUCAAUGAUGAAAGAAAUCAAUGAUUGGUUUUGUUAUCACGAUUUUAAAGUCAUAGGCUUGAAAGAGUUACCCAGGAGGUAUAAAAAUAGAUUACAAGAUCAAGACGAAUUUGAAUAUGUCAAGCAAUGUGUAUCAAUUAUCACCUCGGAGUCGUUAGAUUCUUUAACUUACUAUAUUCUUGGAGCAUUUGAAGGUUUGGAUUCAGAAAAUGAACAAAUCGACCGUAUACGGAGUAACAGUCGAGAUGUAUUGAGUUUCGGGUUAUUUGAAAUGAUCAUAACUUUCUUAAAACAGGUUUUCCCUAAAAUAAACCAGACCGAUGAAGAUGAUUAUUUCAAAGGUUUGACGAUUUUUUACUUCUUAAUAAAUUUUGCCAUUUAUAAUAAAGAUUCCAAGUAUUAUGUUCAAAUAAGAGAAACCUUAAAGGAAACAGGAAUAAUUGAUGAUAUUAUCAAAAUAAUCGAAAAAUGGAAGAUAAAACCCGAUUCUCACUCCAGAGUUCGAUAUUUGAUCCUUAUACUAUGGAAACUCAUACUUAUUGAAUUAGGUGAUAGUCAUAUGAUCAAACAAUGUAAAGAAUUCCUUAAUUCACAUCAUAAUAUUGAGAAAUCGACCACUAAGAAGACUUCACCUUUAGAUUAUUUCUCCUUCAGACAAGAUGUUAUAGAUAAAUAUCCCUUAUUCUAUGGAUCAUUUGAAAAUCAACUUUCAAAAAAUGCUUACGAUUUCAAACAGUUUUCAAAGGUUUUGGAUGGAGAUUUAAGUUCGGAUGAUAAUUCCAUUUGUUCAGAUAAUGAUUUUACUGAAGAUUAUAAUUAUUUCAUGGCUAUGAAUGAUCAAAAUUCUCUUUCGAAAUAUUUAUCCACCCCAAGACCCAAUAAAUCGCAUACUGUUCAUAGUCAAUUACCUGCAGCUACCAUUCAUUUAUCAACACCUGUACCGUCACCGCCCACCACACCCAGUGAAUUCAUGGCCGGAGGAGAAAAAAUAAGGAAAUCUUACCAAGUCAAUCAGAGUAUGCCACUCAUUUAUCCUAACUUGAAUGGAGAUUUACCUAUGGCCAUUAAAGAAGCAGAAGGAAUAUUGAAAAAUUCGAUAUAUGAUAGUUAUACCAAUAAGAGAUUAUGGGACGAAAGAAAGAAAUUCAUGGCUCAAGAAAGAGGGUUUAUGAAUGAAUAUAAAGAUCAAGAGAAAGGAGAAUUUGACUAUGAUGAAGAACUACUCAAGAAAUAUCCUAACAAAUCCAUCGAAAUUCGAUCAUUAAUCCGUGUUGAAGGUAUCUAUAAGAAUAAUUUAGAUCGAUUGAAUAAUCUUGCUUCGGUUUUGUUAGAUACUAUCAAAUUAACUAAAUUUGAAAAGCUUGAAUUCAUUGAAAAUCAAUUAAACGGAGAUUUAAAAUUCGACCACAUUGAUGGAUCUUCCAUUUCUUCCAUAAACAAGGUCCUCAUUCAACAAUUGGAAAUGUUAAAAAUAAGAGAAAUCACUCAAAUGGCAAGUUCUUCUAUAAUCAUUUUACUCCUCAAAUGGUUUAAACUCAACCAUGUUUUGAAAUAUUAUUAUUUUCUGUCCAUACUUUUUGAUCAACACAUUUGUACAACUAUCAUGGAAGUAUUGAAUAAAAGUUUCAAUAAUGAAAGCUUUGUUACUGACAAAGAAGAAUUCAACCAAAUUCUCUAUCAGAACAGGUUGAUGAAUCCAACAAUAAGAUUGAAAAAUCUUGAAUUUUUCAAUAAUUGCUUGAAUAAAACUGUCAAAGUGACAAAAUAUCAACUCAUAAAUACUGUCAAACUUUCAGAUUUCCUAAUUAAAGAGAACAAUGAAAGUAAGUUGAAGAUAACCAAAUUUAACUAUAACUUUGCUUUCAUAUUAUCCAACUUAUUGAACAUCUUAAAUAAGGUAUUGAUAAAGAAUUAUACCCAAAGAAUUUUAACAUUGAACGAACUCAAACCCACGGAGUUAUUCAAAAUGGUACUCAACAAUUACGAUAACAAAUUCAUAUCUCAACCCAUAUACAAGAUUCUCAAGAAGCUCAUACCUUAUCAAGGUAGGAAAUGGAAGAGUAUGAAUAUGGAUUUGAUCUCCUUAAUUUAUUUAAACUGUGAUUUACAAAUGAGAGAUAACUGGCUCAGUGGAAAGGAUUUGGAGAAUGACUUCAGUAAUUCUUUUGAUCAGGAAAUAAGUUUGAGGGGAUUAGUACAAUUUUAUAAUCUUAGGUUAUAUGGAGAUAAAAUGGUAAAUUUAGGAUAUGAAAUCAAAGAGAUGUUCAAUCUAGAGGAUGAAUUUGAUUACCUUUGA
Yamadazyma jaroonii is the source of this 2502-nucleotide messenger RNA. NCBI's taxonomy places the organism in Eukaryota, Fungi, Ascomycota, Pichiomycetes, Serinales, Debaryomycetaceae. The record is from the annotation of a GenBank genome assembly.